Messenger RNA from Hevea brasiliensis (rubber tree), 1968 nucleotides. RefSeq lists its product as uncharacterized. Lineage: Eukaryota; Viridiplantae; Streptophyta; Magnoliopsida; Malpighiales; Euphorbiaceae. Bases 1 to 1968 code for a protein of 655 amino acids. The transcript is spliced from 2 exons. The record is from RefSeq and is a predicted model, not a curated record.
AUGGGAUCAGAUCGGAGAUGGAUGUAUGCUAGGUUAAAAGAUGGUCUAUUGACCUCAGAAUUCAUAGAAGGUAUUGAACAAUUCAUAACAUUUGCUAAGCAACAUCCAGAGUGGAUGGAUGGGGAUAAACUGAAGUGUCCAUGUAAUCAUCGAAAGUGUCAGAAUCGUAAUUAUGCUGAUGAGAAUACAAUUCGAUUACAUUUGAUGAAGCAUGGAUUUGUGCCAUAUUAUUAUAAAUGGAUUCUACAUGGGGAACCCCGCACAAGUGAUAUUGAUAGUCAAAACAUAAAUGUUAUGAUAGCGGAGUCUGUUCAAGAGGUUGAUAAUAGCACAAGCAAUACCUAUGAGCAAAUGGUAAUGGAUGCAGCAGGUCCUGAUUUCUUUCAGGAUGUAAUGGAGGAGCCUCCAAAUCCAUCAGCUCAAAAAUUGUAUGACAUGUUACAAGCUGCUAAUCAAGAGGUGUGGCCAGGUUGUGAAAGCCAUUCGCAGCUCUCAGUUGUUGCAAGGAUGUUGAACAUCAAGGCAGAACAUCAUUUGUCAGAAAGGUGUUUUGAUGACAUUUGUCAACUUAUGAAAGAGGUGUUACCGGAUGAAAAUUUAAUGAAUGAAAACUUAUACUGUACAAAGAAGAUGGUCCAAGCAUUUGGCCUACCUGUUGAGAAGAUUCAUUGUUGUACUAAUGGAUGUAUGUUAUAUUGGGCUGAAGAUAGUGAGUUAACGAAUUGCAAAUUUUGUGACCAUCCACGGUUCAAACGACAUAGUCGAGGCUCUUCUAAUUUUCAAACCAAUGUGCCACAUAAGAAAAUGUACUACUUUCCUCUCACACAGAGAUUGCAAAGAUUAUAUGCUUCGAAUGCAACAGCAAAAGAAAUGAGAUGGCAUGCUGAGCAUGACCAUGAAGAUGGGGUAAUGUGUCAUUGUUCAGAUGCAACUACAUGGAAGCAUUUUAAUAAAACACAUCCUUCAUUUGCUGCUGAGGUUAGGAAUGUAAGGCUAGGACUGUGCACCGAUGGGUUUCAACCAUUCGGUCAGUCUGGACAACAAUAUUCAUCUUGGCCAGUCAUUGUCACUCCUUACAAUUUGCCUCCUUGGUUAUGUAUGAAGGAAGAGUAUAUGUUCCUAACGGUAAUAGUUCCUGGUCCGAGAAACCCAAAAGACAAAUUGGAUGUGUACUUACAGCCCCUUAUUGCAGAGUUGAAACAGCUUGUGGAAGUUGGAGUUGAGACAUAUGAUGCAUCAAAGAAGAAAAAUUUUAAUAUGAGGGUUGCGUUAUUAUGGACAAUAAGUGAUUUCCCUGCAUAUUCAAUGUUAUCCGGUUGGAGCACAGCAGGCAAGACUGCUUGUCCAUAUUGUAGGGACGAUUCAGAUGCAUUCACAUUGACAAAGGGUGGUAAACAAUCAUGGUUUGACAAUCACCAUAAAUUCUUACCAGCUAACCAUCCUUUCAGACGGAAUAAAAUUGCUUUUAGAAAGAACAAGACAGUUACAAAAAGUGCUCCCCCCAUUCUAUCUGGUGAGGAAAUUUUAGAACAAAUAGAACAUCUAGGAUUAAUGUGUGUCACAGAUAUGGGUGCAGAUGAGAAUAACAGUUGCAAAGCAAAAAACACGGGUUGGAAGAGACGGAGCAUUUUUUGGGAUUUGCCAUAUUGGAGUACUAACAUGCUUCGCCACAACCUGGAUGUCAUGCAUAUAGAGAAAAAUGUAUUUGAAAAUAUUUUUAAUACUGUGAUGAAUGUUGAAGGGAAGACGAAGGACAAUGCAAAAUCAAGGGAAGAUUUGAAAGAGUUUUGUCACAGACCUGAGUUAGAGAGGGAUAUGGCAACAGGAAAGUAUCCUAAAGCAUGUUACACAUUAGACAAACAAUCAAAAGCAGUGUUGUGUGAAUGGCUUAAAAAUCUUAGAUUCCCAGAUGGUUAUGUGUCAAACAUGGGUGUGGCAAGCAUUGACCGAAUUGAGCAAUUUCUUUAG